AUGUGGUUCGAUUGCUGGACGAAUGCUGGCAACAAUGGUUAUCCACAACAACAACAUCAUCAUCAACAACAACAGCAGACUGUUUACGACGAUUUUAAUAUUCAUCAUCAUCCAAUGAUUGAAACAGCUCAUUCAUAUCAUCAUCCAUAUAAACCUAAACAACGUUUUACACAUUAUAAUAAAACUCCUGAUCUACAAAAUGUUUGUAAUGAUAUUGAAACAACAUGUCGAAAUACAGAAGAUGAUCAACCAACACCAACAGCAAUUAUACAUCACCAUCAUUAUUUACCACAAUCAACAACAAAUCUUAUUGAAACCACGCAUCAUCUUAAUGGAAAAGAAGAUUUUCAUUCACCACAAUCACAUGAUAUAAAUCGAUCGAAAUCAUCUCCAGCACCACCACCACUAACAACUUCAAUUAAAACUGAACCAACUCUUGAACAAAAACAAUUCUUAGAAAAUAAUGCUAAUCAUAAUACAAUGGCUUCAUUAAUAAAAGCAAAUGGUGGAAAAAUUCCUGGGUCAAUAACUGUACAUGUUCCAUGUUUAGUAUGUGGUGAUGAAGCAAGUGGUUUUCAUUAUGGUGUUAAUUCAUGUGAAGGUUGCAAGGGUUUUUUUCGUCGAUGUAUAACUCAAGGAAUGUCACAUCGUUGUAACAAUACAGGUAAUUGUGAAAUAACUCCAUUUAGUCGAAAUUCAUGUCAAUAUUGUCGAUUAAAAAAAUGUUUCGAUGUUGGUAUGAGUCGUGAAGCAUCACGAUUAGGUCGUAGACCAAAACGACCACGUUCUGAUACAAUAAAUACUAUUAAAAAUGAAAAAGAACACAAUUUUAUAACGACAACAACAACAACAACAUCAUCACCAACAAAAAUAACAGCAUUAGCUCGUUUACAAGAAAUUCAACGUCAUCAACAAAAAUAUUCCAAUGAAAUAUCUAUUAAACAACAAAUAUCACCUGAAGAAUAUAAUAAACAAUCUUCACCAACAAAUCGUAUUGAUUCUGUUAGUUCAACAACAUCAAAUAUAUUAUCCUCACCUUAUCGUGCACCAUCCGUUACUAUUGAAACACCCAAUUCAUCAACAUCAUCAACAACAUCAUCAUUUCCUGAUUGUCUUUUUCAACAACGUCAAUCAUUAUCAUCAGAUAUACAUCGUGAAGUUGUACGAAAAAUAACAUCCAUGUUAUUAUAUCAAGAAAAAUUAUUAACUGAUAUUGAAUCAAAAGAAAUGGAUCAUAUAGCACAAGUUAUUAUUAGUGCACAUUUACAAUUUUGUAUAUGUACAUUUGAAAGAAUACAAAUAAAAAUUGAAGAAAAUCCACCAAUAUGGGCUGAUUCAGUGAGUGAUGAUCUUAAUUGUGAUCCAUCAUUAGUAUGGGCUAAUUGGCAAUUAAGUUUUCCAUUUGAAAGUAUUUUAAGAACAUUUAAAUACUAUACAUUUUUUCAACAAAUUUCUCAAGAUGAUCAAAUUUGUUUAUUUCGUCAUGGUGCUUUUGAAACUAUUCUUGUUAGUUGGUUUACUUUAUUUGAUGCUGAACAAAAAUUAAUGCUUACACCUGAUUUUUCAGCUUAUAUGGAUAGAGAUUUUAUAAAAACAAUAAAAACUUUAGGUGUUAUUAUGUUAGAAAUAUUUGAUUUGGGAAUGAAAGCAAGUCAUCUUCGAUGGACUGAUAGUGAUAUUGCAUUAUUUAAUGCACUUUUACUUAUGAAUCCAGAACGACCAGAUCUUUGUGAUAAACAAACAGUUGGUCAAAUUGAAGCUAAAUUAAUGCAAGUUUUAUAUAGACAUUUGCGUCGUCAUCAUCCAAAUGAACCAAAUAUGUUUCUUGAUAUACUUCAAUUGAUUCCAUCAAUUCAAGAAGUUAAUCAAAUACAUUUGAAUGCUGUACACUAUAUUAAACGACAUGAACCACAUGUUUUUAAUUCUUUACCGGAUGUUCAUCGUGAAACUUAUGAAGGUCUCUCGCCAUAA
Adineta steineri is the source of this 1971-nucleotide messenger RNA. The record is from the annotation of a GenBank genome assembly. NCBI's taxonomy places the organism in Eukaryota, Metazoa, Rotifera, Eurotatoria, Adinetida, Adinetidae.